AUGUCCUUCUUCGAGCGUCUUCAUGAGGAAGCUCACAAAUUGAAGGAAAAAAUCAAGGAGAAGUCAAGAAAGCGGAAGGCGCCGUCGGCGGAAGACGCAAUCUCAAAUUUGAAGGAUGCCGAAGAUCUCCUUGUUCGCAAACAAGAGUAUUUUGAGGAGAAAAUCGCUCAGGAAGUGGAAAAUGCAAAGAAAUACAGCAAGAGCAACAAGAAGAUGGCGAUCGCCGCGCUGAGACGCAAGAAGCAUUACGAGAUCGAGCUCAAUCGAAUUGACGGAAUGCUCACCAAACUCGAAGCUCAAAGAACCGCAUUGGAGAACGUCGGACUUCACAAUGAGGUGAUCGAUGUGCUUGGAAAAACGAACGAGACUCUCAAGAAAGAGCACGAUAAAAUGGACAUCGACAAGGUUCACGAUUUAAUGGAUGAGAUUGCUGACGGUCUCGCCACUUCUGAAGAGUUCAAUGAAGCAAUUUCUGCUCCGAUCGGCGAUGUUGCUGAUGAAGACGAUUUGCUCAAGGAGCUUCAAGAGCUUCAAGACGAAGUUGCCGAUCUCCCACCAACCGCACUUCCAGAGGUUCCCAAGACUGCACUUCCUUCUCGUCCAAAGGUCCGCAAGAUGGACACAAUGGAGGAAUUGGAGCAAUGGGCUGCUUCCAACUAA
This is a messenger RNA of Caenorhabditis bovis, 660 nucleotides long. NCBI's taxonomy places the organism in Eukaryota, Metazoa, Nematoda, Chromadorea, Rhabditida, Rhabditidae. The record is from the annotation of a GenBank genome assembly.